Messenger RNA from Meloidogyne enterolobii, 886 nucleotides. Lineage: Eukaryota; Metazoa; Nematoda; Chromadorea; Rhabditida; Meloidogynidae. The record is from the annotation of a GenBank genome assembly.
AAAAAUGUCUACAGAAAUUCCAAAACAAUCGAGUUUAGAAUCCUCCAAAAUAUCUUCAGAUGGAUCCCCUCCCAGAGAAGAAAAUUUUAUUGAAUCGUUAAACUCACAAGUGGACAGAAGCAAUAUAGAAGAAAUAAUUAAAACACAAAAACGAUCGUUGGAACGUUUCGAAAAAACAAAUGAAAUGUUGGGGAAUUGUUGUAUUUUGGCAGAAAAGCGAUUGGAAAAAGCCAAAAAAGAAUUUGCUUCAAAUAAAGAACAAAUAUUGCAAGCAAAACAAGAUUUGGAUUUUAUUUUUAGAAAAAUAUUUAAUUUGAAAAAAAUUUUGGCUAAAGAAUAUCCAAAGGAAUAUGAAGAAGAAGUUGGACGAGGAAAGGAAUAAAAAGAGAGUGGAGGAGAAUUGGAGCGCUGCCGUAAUACUAGCCGCCGUAAUAUUAAAGGUUUCUUCUAGAGAUCGGGCGGGUCUGGACUAAGGCCCGGGUUUUUCCUGUACCCAGAGUUCAACAAUUUUUUGACCUUCCUGGGAUUUUCCUUGACUACAGGCCCAGGAUCCGGCCGAGGUCAAUAAAUCAAACCAAGAGGCAUGCCCAAGCUUUUCAAAAAUCUCGAUCUCUAGUUUCUACAAAAGGAAAGUUCCAUUAUUUUUGCUGAUGUUGUUUGUUCUUGUUCCAUCAAUCUCCAUCAAAGAUUGCUCUCUCAACGUGGAAGGUUGUUAAUAAUCAACAUUUUGGUAUUUCGGCGUGUUUGGUAUUACGGCAUUCUACUCAGAGAAAUUUGUUUUUUCUGUUGGUACAAUUUCUGCGGUUUUGUGGGACAUUGAAAGACAAAAGGAUAGAAGGACUGAAACUGUCAGAUAUAGAAUGCAACAAACAGCCCAGCAAUACCA